Mangifera indica (mango) is the source of this 1018-nucleotide messenger RNA. Its product is annotated as superoxide dismutase [Cu-Zn], chloroplastic. The record is from RefSeq and is a predicted model, not a curated record. The transcript is spliced from 8 exons. The coding region runs from base 79 to 747 and encodes 222 amino acids. Gene Ontology annotation, biological process: removal of superoxide radicals. Lineage: Eukaryota; Viridiplantae; Streptophyta; Magnoliopsida; Sapindales; Anacardiaceae. Gene Ontology annotation, molecular function: superoxide dismutase activity; copper ion binding.
CAAACCCUCUCGCCGUCGAACAGCAACCACUACAAAGCAGCACAUUCACGUUAUCACAUCAUCUACUCCACUCUCUGAAUGCAAGCUGCAGUUGCAGCCAUGGCGAUCCACACUCUCCUUACUGUCACUGUCUCCCCAUCUUCUCACACUCUUCUCUCCAAAUUUCCCUCACAUUCUUCUUAUCCUCUUCACUCUUCUUUUAACGGCGUCUCUCUCAAACUCCCUCUUGGUUCCAACUUAACUCUAUCCGCCGUCGCUCCCAAGCCCUUCGUUGUUGUCGCUGCUACCAAGAAAGCCGUUGCUGUUCUCAAGGGAGAUUCUAAUGUCGAAGGGGUUGUUACUUUGACUCAAGAAAGUGAUGGUCCCACAACUGUGAAGGUUCGAAUUACAGGACUUACUCCUGGACCUCAUGGUUUCCAUCUACAUGAAUAUGGUGAUACAACAAAUGGAUGCAUGUCAACGGGAGCACAUUUCAAUCCUAGCAAUAUGACUCAUGGUGCUCCUGAGGACGAAAUCCGUCAUGCGGGUGACCUGGGAAACAUAAUUGCUGGCACUGAUGGUGUGGCAGAAGCAACAAUUGUUGACAGUCAGAUACCAUUGAGUGGUCCUAAUGCUGUAAUUGGAAGAGCUCUUGUGGUUCAUGAGCUAGAGGAUGACCUUGGAAAAGGUGGGCAUGAACUUAGUCUAACCACUGGCAAUGCAGGCGGAAGACUAGCAUGUGGUGUAGUUGGCUUGACUCCACUAUAAGUUUGUCACCCGAUUGAACCAAGUAGGGUCUGCACAAAUGGCCACUUGCUUUUGCCAGAUUCUCUUGCAGAGCCAGAUGUUAUUAUAAAACUGAGAGGGUGUAACAUAAAAGUGUCAAGACUGCAGUAUUAAUAAAUCAUAUUUGCAGGUAUUGGUCAUGUUUACUUGUAUUCAGGACAAUAUAAACUUCGAGUUAUCUGUGCAUGUCUUGAGAAUGUCUUGAACUUUUUUGAGUUUCAAAUUUAAUGGAAGACAGGUUGAUGUUGUGGAA